Messenger RNA from Dipodomys ordii (Ord's kangaroo rat), 3195 nucleotides. Its product is annotated as spermatogenesis-associated protein 31E1-like. The record is from RefSeq and is a predicted model, not a curated record. Bases 1 to 3195 code for a protein of 1064 amino acids. NCBI's taxonomy places the organism in Eukaryota, Metazoa, Chordata, Mammalia, Rodentia, Heteromyidae. The transcript has a single exon.
AUGCUUUUUACCAACCCUGUGUUCCCAGUGGCCUCCCCUGCUCCUUCACCUGACUGCCUACAGCCUCUAGACUGUCCCUUGUCAAGGGUACUGAUCUCUUCCUCAGAUUCUUUGGGGUCACACCCAUCCCAGCCUUUGAAUCCUCUAGGAGGCAGUAUAUCCCCAUCACCUGCACAUUCUUCUAGCCCAGUUUCUUCUCAACCUGUGGUAUGCCCUCCUUCCAUGCCUGAUCCAAUCCUGAAUCUUUCUACAAGUUAUUUGAUGGAAGCCCCACCUGGCACCACCCCUCCUGACAAUUGUGGGUUGCUUUCUAUUCCUGCUACCACCUCUGACAUCCAGGAGCUGCUGGAGAUAGAGAUCAGUAAUAAAUCCACACUGAACGUUUGUCAGGGGAGGAGAAGGAAGGGAGAAGACAAGGUAGAGACAUCUCUGAGGAAUGUACUAAGCACACUGGACAGUAAGCAGGACACUGCUACCCCACAAUCCUUUUGCAACACAAAUGGAAAACCAGAACAGCUUGCUCGUCCCCAGCAGCAUAUUUUACCCAGCAUAGUUUGGAACCACUUACAGCAGGAUAGCACCCAGCUUUUCUGGGGCCUGCCCUCUCUGCACAGUGAGUCCUUGGUGCAUCUUUCCUGGAAGCAAACGAGGUCAUCCUCUGUCCAAUAUCUAUCUUUUGCAUUUAAUUACGUUAGCCCAGCUGAGCCUCAACCUAAAGAUGCUCCACAUUGUUCCCAGGCAGAGACCCUGCGCCAAAUUAUGGGUGAAUCUGAGCUUUGGUCACAAAACAUCCAACCAAUACUAUCUCAGAUCCACACUGAGCCCCAACUCCCAUGUUUUAUCCAAAAGCACCCUCCACCUUCCCCAUCCAAGAUUAGGAAUGUACCUUACACUCCACUUCAACAGAGGAAAAAACCAUUCAUUCUAAAUGAAGCUCUGGACAGGUCUUUGAAGCAAUUAAAUGGGAGGAAGGAUUUAGCUUCUAAGUUACAAACAACAGCAGAAACACUUAUCCCACCCACUGGCAACCUUCCCCAGGUCAGCAAGGCCACCCAGACUAACAAGUUGGACUUCACCCUUUCCGGUGAUUCUAUGAGCUCCAACAUCCUCAAACAGGCAGUCAUCAAAGAUGAACAACAGCCUGGCUGUUCCUUAAGACAAACAGUAUACCAGGACUUGAUGCAACCUCCAGGCAAACUGACAGUGAAUAAUCAGUGCCAGUCACAGUGCAAGCACGAACUCUUAGCACAGCCAUCCCAGCUUUCUGCCAUCCCUUGUAAAGGCAGCAACAGUGUGCAGAAGAUAGACCUAGCAAUGGUAGCACUGAAUGACCCAAGCAAGGGUGUAGAGCAUUAUCAGGAAAGGGAUCUGUCUGAAGAUCAAGCCUGGAGUUCAGGAAGCACCCUACUGAAGGGAUGUGAGGCCAACCUUUCAGAAGGUGACUGUAUCAUCCCAAAAACAUCUCAGGACCAGACAAGCAGUUAUUUACCUAAUACCUCAAACAAGAAACAUGUAGAAAAAGUCCUGACAUUCCACAUGGGCAGGAAGUUGAACCAGAUGAAGGAGGGCAUGAUCCCAGUGUGUGUGCGACAGUCCUGCCUCACUACUAGCCAUGCCUCUCCCAAACCCAAUGCCCAUGUCACAUCCACCAAUCAAUCAUCCUGCAAGUGUUUGCCAGCCAUCGCAAACACCUCCCAGGAGCUUUCCUUCCUGGAUGCCCAAACUCUCCUGAUUCUAGAAAUACAUAUUGUAAGAUACAGGGUGAGGCACAAGUGGAAUCCACAAAUGCAGAGCAGUGACCCAGGGACUCUCAACUUACAUGAGACUCCAGCCUCGCCCUUGGCACAGCCUGCCAUUUCCUCCCCACCUUCCACAGACUCUCAGGUGAGCUCCAUUGCCAAGGUGGCUAAUAGCCAGGAAGAUCUUCAGGAAAGUCUAGUGGAGAAGAUGGUUAAGAAAAUGCUAUCUCCCACAUCGCAAGGUCCAUUUUCUGUCCAUAAGCCUACAGAGCUGCUAAAAACUCAGAGCAGAACUCUAUCUGGUGAAAUCCAUGGGCCAGCAGAGGCUGCUCCAUCUAGACAGGACAGUCUGGACGUUCAGUACCCCACCUACAGUUUCCUACACAGAACUAGAAAGAACAGGCCUGUUCUGGAGACUGGACAGGGAAGACUUAAGCCAAGUCCAAACUUAGCAGUUUCUAUGCAUGAGCCAGGAGAGAUGAGUGGCAGCAUAGCCUUCGAAGAGCCCUGCCUUAGCAGGAUGUCUCCAGACAGUAAAGGAAUGUCCCAGCUUUCAGUAGCUGAGACAAGUGAGACUGUUGAGAUCAAAGAGACACCUCCUUCAACUGGGGGAGCCAGUGUAAUAGAAAAUUCCAAAAUAAUGAAUAAUGGAAACAUUUCAGGGUCUCCUAAGACCGAGAAAAGCUGCUCCCCCUCUAGCAUGUCUAUUUUGCAAGACCCAGAAUAUACAGACCUGAAAUCCUGGGUAGUUAGCGAGGUUCAAAAACAAGUGGAACUCAAACUAGAAAAUCAGUUCCAGCACCAGAAAUCUAGCAUCUUUCAACAUGGCCAUAUUGACAAACUCUCCACCCAAGUGAGCCUGCCUUCUUGGGCCUCUGGCUCUACAUCCCAGAUCAUGACUAGCAGCAAAAUAUCAACUCCUCAAAUCAAGUGUAGCCUCAUACUGAGGAGGAGGCCCAGCCAGGAACAGCCAGAAACAAAGAGCUCUAGAGCUCAGGUUACAGGAAAGAAUCAGAGUAAAAUGUUCACUGCCUCCGAUGGAAGGCAGGGCUGUAGGAAGCUUGCAUCAGGACUUCCCGAAGGGUGGCGGGCAGUGGUGAGGCCUUCCCAGUCCUGUGGGCUCAGCCCCCUUGUUGAGGUUAAUGAACAAGGUGCCAUUGGAAGAAAGACAUUUCCAACUUCCCCACAGAAGGCACACAAUUCUACAGAAAGUCAUGUCCACAAAAGGGUGCAGAAUUUUCUGCACUUUGCCAAUGCUAGUACCAAGGAGAGAAGGCAGGAUGACCCCCUGCCAAAUGUCGAAUGUUCAUCUGUAACUACCCAGAGCAGACCAUUCAUGGACAGUGGAACAGCUGACGCCCAGACACUUACGAAGGCUGUUGGGAAGAUUAAGGUAGACAAACUGGGACUUCAGCAUGGCGAUGGUCCACCAGAGGUGCAUAAAAGAAAGCCUUAG